Molecule: messenger RNA, 1391 nt
Organism: Coregonus sp. 'balchen'
Lineage: Eukaryota; Metazoa; Chordata; Actinopteri; Salmoniformes; Salmonidae
Source: the annotation of a GenBank genome assembly
AUGCCAGAGUGCUCCCACAGUGCUCAUGAAGCCAGCCCCUGGUGGAGCGUAGACCUGCUGGAUGUCCACAGAGUGACCACAGUCAACAUCACCAGUAGAGUAGACUGCUGUCCUGAUCAGAUGAAUGGUGCUGAGAUCCACAUCGGUAACUCCCUGGAGAACAACGGUACCAUCAACUCCAGGUGACAUACUAGACACAAUUGCCCCUCCCCACCACCACAGAAACAGUAUAGAGUGGGCUGUGAUCAGAUAGGACCUUUUCCUGUAAUGUACACUGGGUGUCUGCAUCUCUCUCUCUCUCCCUCACCUCUGUCUCUGUCUCUCUCUAUCUAUCUUUUAGAUGUGGUGUCAUCUACCACAACCUAGGUGGAGAGACCCACACCUUCCAGUGUAAUGAGACGGAGGGUCGCUACAUCACUGUGGUCAUCCCUGGACCGAACAAGUUUCUCAUUCUGUGUGAAGUGGAAGUUUAUGGCAUUCGUGCAGGUAAUCGCCAUGUCUGUCUUCACUGUUCAUCUUUAUAGUUACAACAAUAUACAUCCUUUGUUGUGAAGACUUAGAGGGUUAAAAACAGGUUUAUUUGAUGGUUACAUUAUUUUUAAAUAGGAAAUUAGCCUUUUGUCUACAUUUUCAGAGGGGUGGAUUAAUGUGCAUUGUCACAUGAAUCUAAUAAAGUAAAGAUUGUUGUAGGUGAGUGUUCUUGCAUGUGGAAUCAAUGGAAUGACAAUGUGGAGUCAGUGCCAUGUCAGAAGUGAGACACUGGGAACUCUCUCUGUUUCAGACACAACCAGCCCUGUCCCCUCCACUCCUCCUCCCUCCACCAGUGCUUCCAAAAACCCUGCAGCAACUCCUCCAACAUCCUCUUCCCUCUCUUCUUCAACCUCCACUCCCUUGUCCACCACUCCCCCUCCUACCCAUCCUUCUCCUCCUCCUUCUGGCAGUUUCCUGAUUAGAGGGAGGAAUGUGACGGUGGUGAUCAAGAGGCUGUGUUGGUCUGACGCUCUAUUCUACUGCAGAGACCAUUACUGGGACCUGCUUAGUGUGCGUAGUGAGGAUGAGCAGAGGGAGGUGGAGGAUUUGCUGGGGGGCAGUCGCGUCCCCCCCCCCUCAACCCCACACCUGUGGCUGGGCCUGCGCAGGUAUACCUCAUUGUGAAUGAUACACGCACAAACAAGUUGGCUAACAAUAUAUAUUUGAAUUCCACUCCCAUUGUCCUUCCAGAGAUACUGAAUAUCCUCUUCAUAUUAAGGUCCCUCAUGGCAGACAGGUGGUACUGGAUGACCGGGGACCACAUGGACUUCAGCCACUGGGAGAGAUGGGCCGCCCCUAAGCAGCACUCCAGUCCCUGUGGAGCGCUAGCCAGUGGAGGGGGCUUCUUCUGGAGGGACCGG